AUGGGUGCUGGUGCCCCUGCUCCCUCUCAUGCCUCUUCCUCUGCUGAGGAAAUACCCGAUACCCCAAUUGCUACGGCCCGUGUUCCCAUUAGACCCCAGGGUGCUCCUGUACUGCCUGGGGAUCCUCAGCAGCCACCUGUCCUAGGGUGUAGUAGCGUUGAUCCUCCUUAUGAGGAUGCUUGUGAUAAUUUGGGGCCCCAACCUGAUGAUCUGCCACCUUUAGAUGCCUCAGCUAGUUCCCCUUUGCUUUUUAUUGAUAAUAUGCGGCAAGUCAGUCAGCCACCGCGUGACCGAGUACUUAGUAGGUCAGAGGGCCGUUCCCGUCCAAGACGGUCGCGGUCGUCCUCACGGGGAUCUGGCCGCUCCGGUUGGAGCAGAUCUGUUGGGUCCUGUAGACAUCACCGCAGGUGUUCCCGCAGGGAGUCUAGGAGUAGAGUGCGCUCCCGUAGGUCCCGCUCGUCUCGGUGGCGGUCUCCUUCAUCAUCUGGUCGCAGCUCGUAUCGCUCAGGGAGUCGGGAGCGUCGCUCUCGCAGGCGCGAGGGGCGGAGACAUCAUUCAAGGUCCCCGAGGCGGGCUUCCCGCGGUGGCAGUCGGCCCCGUGCGGUGUCUGAUCCGGCUCCUGUGCCGGUUGCUGAUCCAGCUCCUGUUCCUGCAACGGAUCCGGUCCCACCUCCUGUUGUUCCUGCGCCGACCGUUUCAGGAUUUUCGGAGGAUGUGUCCGGAUGCUGCAUUGGAAGGGCUCCCUUGCCCCCCAUUGGUCUGGGCCCUGCCGAGCAACGUCUGAUCCCACUGGUGGAAUCGUCGAUGGCGGCAUCUACAUGGGCGGGACAUGAUGUGCAAAGGACGAUGGUUUAUUUCCUGGGCCACUCUUAUUUCCACCGGGCCGCGCAGAGAGCUGAUUGCCGGCCGGGUGGGAGAUCGUUGGGAUGCGGCAAUGUUGAGCCUCACUGGAGGGGGAUCCCAGUCACAGCUGGCCUGAGGAGAGGAGAAUUGAGAAGUGAUGGCCCUAGGCACUUUUGCCCGCCGGGAGUCCGGCGGCUGGCAAUACCGCUUCGGCUGAAGUAGGUAGGUUGCUGCAGUGCAGCAGUUAUAGAGUUAAUAUUCUGUUAUUUAAUAAAUUGA
Messenger RNA from Hyla sarda, 1122 nucleotides. RefSeq names its product zinc finger CCCH domain-containing protein 18-like. The record is from RefSeq and is a predicted model, not a curated record. Bases 1 to 1065 code for a protein of 354 amino acids. Lineage: Eukaryota; Metazoa; Chordata; Amphibia; Anura; Hylidae. The transcript is spliced from 4 exons.